AUGUCUUCGCCGGUGACCGUGAAGAACACAUUUGUGGAAUUGGAUGUUCAGACACAGUGGACACGUCGUCGAGUGUGCUCUGAGCCGGCGCUUCCUUUGAUUGAGGCCGAGGCUGCCUGCAGGCCGGAUGGACGCACAACGUUGUGCGUUUUCGGCUGGGGCCAAGAUUGCAGCGUGGAGUUUGUGGCGAAGAUGUUGAAGGCCAAUGAGCUGCUGCACAAGGUGAACUUUCUGUAUAUGCCCAUGGACUUCCGGCGCCAGGUCUCCUUUGGUGAGGUGUUUGUAAAUGCCAUCUCACCUUCAGCAGCUGGGGAUCUUUGGGAGAGCCUGAAAGGAGAGUACCAGGUGCGCUGGGCCAGCAAAGUCCAAGGCCUAAGCGCGCUGAUCCAGAAGUACCGAAACUUCUCGGUCAUGCACCACGACGUUCCGGACGAGGCGAAGCCUCGCCUUUACGUGAGCGGUGCCCGAAUUCCCUUCCCAGCUCCGACGAAGAAGCUGACCAGGCCCCGCCCGAAGGUGCAAGCUCUGCAUUGA
Messenger RNA from Symbiodinium natans, 534 nucleotides. Lineage: Eukaryota; Dinophyceae; Suessiales; Symbiodiniaceae. The record is from the annotation of a GenBank genome assembly.